AUGUUAGGACACACUAUCACUAUCACGCCAUCCCUGCAAAAACCCCUCCUACUUUUUUUAGCCCUUGCUACAUCUGUCCGCCUAGAGAAGCCGUUGGCCCGGAAGUCGCAAAAGGCUUGGUUGGGUUUUGAUGAGGCGGUGUCCACAUGCCCAACAGAGUGGAGCGAUUAUGUCGACGCUUAUAAUAUGUACAUACUUGGCCAUGCCAACAAACCUACCUGGUUCGCCGUGACCUCCCCAUACAUGAAUAUGUAUGUACCCAGGCAGAAGCAGCCAACCUAG
Molecule: messenger RNA, 282 nt
Organism: Protopolystoma xenopodis
Lineage: Eukaryota; Metazoa; Platyhelminthes; Monogenea; Polystomatidea; Polystomatidae
Source: the annotation of a GenBank genome assembly